AUGGAAGAAUCACGAUUUGGUGGGGGAGGGUUCAGGCCCAUGGUUGCUAGCGCCCGAACAAUAAACAAAAGCAACAUAACAUUUAUAGAUAAUGAAGAUACAUAUAAUGCGGAAAUGCUAAAAACGCAUUUAAAAAAUUUGAAACAAUUGAAAGAAGAUAUUAUUAGAAAGCGAAAUGAAUCAAAGAAUAUCAUAAGAAACAGACUUGAUUCGAUUUUUUAUAAUUAUAAUACUAAUUGUGAUUUUGACGCAUUUUAUGAUAAAUGUUUGGAAAUUAUUACAAGAUAUUUAGUAAUAUAUAAAGAAAUAAAUGACAUAUUAAUGAAAAACAAUAUACAAAAUACUACAAAUGUAAGCAAAAACCCUAAAUCAAACUCUUUUUUUUCAUUCUAUAAAAAAAAAAAUACGAAUACUCCUACGAAAGAUGCAUAUGAUAAUAUGGGAAAUAUCGAUAGUAACAAUAUUUUAUACAAUUUAAUGGAUGAUAAAAAGUUAGUUUACAAUAAUAAAUUUUUGUUUGAUUAUGAUGAUGAUCAUGAAAUUUACACAUCAAGUGAAGAGGAAAUUAUAAUAGAAGGGAGCAUGCGUAAAAGUACAAGCAAUGACAAUGACAGUAAAAAUGAAAAUAACAAAAUGAAUGAUGAUGAGGGUAACUUGUUCUUAAAAGGAGAACGAGAAAAAAUUGUUAGAAAUUUUGAAAAGAAAAAAAUAAAUCUACUUAACCGAUAUCCUGAAUAUCUUAGAGAUUUGAUAAAAAUAGUAAGGACUGCAAAAAAUCGAGAAAAAAAAAUAUUACAAAUAAAUUUUAUAAAUGAAUAUUUAGAAAGUAUGGAUAUAAAUAAAUUGAAUACUUUAUUUAAUGAAUUAUAUAUAAUUAAUAGUUAUAUUAAUGAUAAAGGGUAUGUUGAGAAGAAGAAAAAAAGAUUAUUAUAUAGAAUAAUUCGACAUAAAAUGAUAAAUAGCUUUUAUAAUAAUCACGGUGUAUUUAUAGAGGAACUGAUAAAAAAAAACAAAGACGGUGUUAAUAACUUAAAUUACAACAAUUUAAGUGUUGAAAAUAUCAAAAAAUUAUUUGAAUCUCAUACUUGUGAUGAUGAAAAUGCGAAUUCGUGUAAAAUAUGCCAAGAAAAAAUGGAAUUUUUUUUUUAUAUAAUAAUAUAUUCUAACUUAAAUUAUAUGCCCAUUUUGAAAAAAUUGAGUAAUAAAAAGAAUAAAGAAAAAAAUUUAUUAACAAACAUAUUUAUUAAUAAAACAAAAGAGAGAAAACCAAUUAAUGUAGAUUAUGAGAUUUCUUAUCAUAAGGAUAAAAGUAUAUAUAUGGUGUCAAAAAAUAAUAUAUUUUGUCAUAUAAUACAUGAAAAAUAUAUCCAAAAUAAUUUUAAUGAUUUAUUAUUACGUAUUAAAAACGGAAGUAAAGGAUAUAAUAUAUUAAAUAUCAUUUUUAAUAAAUAUAAAAGUAAGCGUUAUUUAAGCAUAAAUAAAUUGAGUAAUAUGUUAGGCGAUUUUAGUAAUGGAAAAUCUAGCCAUUCGAAAAGUGAUAAUGAAAUUGUAUUAAAAGAAUCAUUUUUUGAUGCAUUAAAAAAUAAAGUAAUUAAUGACGAAAAUAAUAAAGAUUCAUUUUUUGAUCAAUUAUUUUGCAAUUUUUACGAUAUUUUAUAUACAUCCAGGUUAGCACAAUAUAAAGAUCAACAUUUGUCUAAGAAUAUAGAGAUUGAUAUAGUAGAUGAAGUAGUAGAAGAUUCAGAUUCAGACAACCUAGAUUUGAUAUAUCAUAAAAGUGACAAAUCUGAGGUGAAUAAAAAUAACAAAACACGUGAAAUUAUGUCCUAUUUAAAGAAUAAAAAAUUUGAUGAUAUUUCAUUGAAAGAAAUGAGUAAUCUAUAUAUGAAUGUAAAAAAUAUGGAUAGCAUUGAUGAUGUAUAUAUAGAUGAAUGCACCUGGGAAAAUAAUAAAAAAUAUGAUUAUUAUUAUAUUAACAAGAAUAAAAAACCUGGGAAAGAAAAUAAGAAUAGUAAAUAUAAUAAAAAUUCAAAUACAUUUCAAACAUAUUUAGAAAAUUUAAAUGAAGAAGUAGCUAUAGUAGUAAAUAGUGAUGAUAGUGAUGAUUAUGUAAAAAAUAGUACUGGAAAAACAAAAAAUUUAAUUAAUUAUUUAAAAGGCCGACCUGCUCAACAUUCAGACGAUUUGGUGACAAAUAAAAAUUUAAUUUUAGUAGAAAAAUGUAAAAUGAUGACUUUAAAAAAUAAUACAAUUAUAAAUCCUCUCAUAAACUCAAAAUGUAUAGGAUUCAAAAUAAAUGUUAAUGAUAUAGGCAAUAGAAACUUAGAUGUUUAUUGUAUAAACAAUAAUGAAUAUGUAAAUGCGUAUAAAAAUACUGUACAAUAUUUAAAAAACAAUAUAAACAGUGAGAUUAAAAAAAAUUAUGCCUACUUGAAUAAAGUUAAAAAAAGUGUAAAGAAAGUCGAAGAUGACGAAAAUACAAUAAAUGAUAUAAUCGAAGAUACUAAGAAAAAAUAUGGUAACAACAAUUACAUAAAUAUAAGUGAUAAGACAAAUGAUAACAAUAGUACUAAUAAUAUUAAUGAAUACAUUGUUGUUAUCGAUGAAAAUAUAGAGGAGGAUAAAUAUAGCAUAGAUAUAUAUGACUAUGUUGAAUUAACCACAUAUAUAGUUACUUCUAAAAAGGAAAAGAAAAAAGAAUUUUAUAGAAAAUUUGUAAAAAAUGAAAUAUAUUCUCACAAAUGGAUAAAUAAACUUCAAUUUAAGCUACAAUAUUAUAGUAAUAUAUAUAAAAAUAGUUAUUUUAAAAAACAACACAUGAAAUCCAUAAAGGAAUACUUAUACAGUUUGUUAAUCAAUUCGUAUUAUGAAAACAUUUAUGAUAUGUCAUUAAAUUUGUUGUUAAGCAAUAAUUAUGGACAAUAUAAUUUAAAUAAAGACUUUGCUUUAAAAAAUAUUCAUUUUAAUCUUAACGAAAUUUAUAUAAAGUUAUUAGAAUGUAUUAAGAGCGAUAUAUUGAAUAAUAAUUAUAUAUCAAGUGAAAGCAAUUUAACAGAAGAUAAUUUAUUAUUGAAAGUAAAUGAUUAUUUAAUAAAUUACAAAUGGGAUAAUGAAAAUCAUAAAUUCAUAGAAGAAAAUAUACAUAAAUAUAGAUAUAUAUUUUUAUACUAUGUAUUGUACACCUAUCCUAAAUUUUUGCAAAUUUUAAAUAUUAUUCAAAUUAACAAUUUUAGAGAAAGUAUUAAAAUGUCUUUGCCAGAUGAAGACGAUAAACAUGUUCAAGAUGCACAAAACGAUUUUACUUCAAAAAAAAAAACAUUAAAAAGUAUAAAAAAAAAUAAAUCCGAACAAAGUGAAAGUAUUGAAAGCGAAAAUAAAAAUGAUUUAAAAAAUAAAUUUUUACCUAAAUAUUAUACCAACCAAAAUAAUGAUAUUUUAGAAGCAAUACCUUUGAAAAAUUUAUUGUUAAUUAAUCCAAACGCGGGAUUUAAAUCGUCAUUUUUUUUAAACAUAUUAACGGGAAAAGUCGAUAUAACUAAAGUGCAGAAAGAAAUACAUCCAAUAUGCUAUAAGACAAUGUUGUAUUAUAAAAGUUUGGAAAAUGGAAAUGUGCCUACAAAGACCGAAGAAAAUAUAGAAAUAAAAAAAGAAACGACUAAUAUUCGAAAGAAGCUGAAAAUAACUGAAAUUGCUAAUUUGUUUAUUAUAUUGAAUUCUUAUCUUUCCUUUUUAUCAGCGCAAGGUAGUAUAUUUUUUAAUAAUAAAAAUGUAUUGAAACAUUUAAUAUAUAAAGAUAGCACACAAGAAAUGAAAAUGGCAUUUAAAUUAUCCUCAGAAGGAAAUACCUAUUUCCCAUCGGAUUUCAUUAAUAACUUUUUAGAUACAUUCUUACUUAAAAAUAAUGAUAAAUAUAUUAUUGCGGAUGAAUUAAAAUGCAAACUUAUGAUCUAUAUAUUAUUAAUACAAUUAUGCUUAACUGAUAAUUAUUGUCCAAUCAAAUUGCUAUACGUUAAUCAUAAUGUAAAACUUAUUUUGAAAAAGCUCAAUUUUUCUAUUGUAAAUGGACAAUUUAUUACAUUCAAUUCAAGGGAAUAG
Molecule: messenger RNA, 4095 nt
Organism: Plasmodium vinckei vinckei
Lineage: Eukaryota; Apicomplexa; Aconoidasida; Haemosporida; Plasmodiidae
Product: conserved Plasmodium protein, unknown function
Exons: 1
Coding region: 1-4095 (1364 amino acids)
Source: RefSeq, a predicted model, not a curated record